GUUGUUGUUGAAACAAGGCAGUCCUUCAGGUGAAACGUCCCCCUGAAGCCCUGGGUCCUUCGAGACUGGAGUUCCCCCGCACCUUUCCUCCCUGAGCGAAGAGGUUCCGCCAGAGCCCUGGGUUCCCCCAGCUUCGCAGGAAGGAUUUUGUGGAACUGGUCGAGUCGCUGUCCUCCCAGAAGGAGGACGAGUCGUGGCUUCCAGCCCUGCACCCCCGCAGACAAGGGCCUGCGGAAUAUGUCCCUAGAUGCAGUGGACGGAGCGCGGGCCGUGGAGCCAGAGAGGGGGUCCUGCCAGCCAAACACAGCCCACCACCUGUUUUCAUAUGGCCUAACGUGCCCACACUACCUCCUGCGUGGAACUGUUGAGGACUUAGUGAGAAGAUUCGCCCAAGAGCACAAAGUGUGUGGGCUGGGAUGGUGAGAAUCCUAUGGCUAUUCCAGACUGUGCGCUUCAGAACCGGAGGGGUCGGCUGCUCCUCCUGGGCAGUGUCCGCUUGUUCAAGCUGUACCAUCUGCCUGGAGUCUGUGCUGCCGCCAGGAUGCGGUGGCGGGACCGCGUGGCCGUGCUCUUCUUCCCACAAGGCAUGAUUCUCACCAUGGCUGCACUGAUGCUCUUCUUCAUACACCUGGCCGUCUUCGCCAGCGACGUGCACAACUUCUGCGUCACCUACCACUAUGACCGCAUGAGCUUCCGCUACACAGUUGUCCUGAUGUUCUCCCAGGUGAUCGGCAUCUGCUGGGCCGCCGUGGGGUCACUCUACGCUGAGAUGACACAGGACAAGUUUCGUCGAUGCUUUUCACUGACCAUCCUGAUGCUCAACGGAGCCAUGUUCUUCAACCGCCUGUCCCUGGAGUUUCUGGCCAUUCAGUACCGGGAAGAGAACCACUGAGGCCUGGGGCCCAGGCUGAGAAGGGGGAAGGAAAAGGCUGCUUCGGAUGUUUUAAUAAAGUCUGUCAUUUAUUUCCA
Molecule: messenger RNA, 969 nt
Organism: Balaenoptera musculus (blue whale)
Lineage: Eukaryota; Metazoa; Chordata; Mammalia; Artiodactyla; Balaenopteridae
Gene: CATSPERH
Product: transmembrane protein 262
Exons: 6
Coding region: 431-892 (153 amino acids)
Source: RefSeq, a predicted model, not a curated record